This is a messenger RNA of Mytilus californianus (California mussel), 1898 nucleotides long. Its product is annotated as glycoprotein-N-acetylgalactosamine 3-beta-galactosyltransferase 1-like. The transcript has 6 exons. Gene Ontology annotation, molecular function: N-acetylgalactosaminide beta-1,3-galactosyltransferase activity. Bases 369 to 1448 code for a protein of 359 amino acids. The record is from RefSeq and is a predicted model, not a curated record. Lineage: Eukaryota; Metazoa; Mollusca; Bivalvia; Mytilida; Mytilidae. Gene Ontology annotation, cellular component: membrane.
GGUUUACCUUUGAUGCACACCAAUGCACAAAGUAGAUUUACAUUUCUUAAAGGGAGAACAAUCAAGACUAUAUUUGUCAAUGUUAGCAACAGUCAUUAUUUAUUGAAGUAUAAUAAUUAAACCGACUGUAGAACUAAAGGCAAAUCAGUAUACAUGUCUACAAUAAAAGGGAUUUUGGAAGUGUACUUGGAGUACGGAGACGUCGUUCAGUAUUCUUAAAUUAAGAGUAUGUCAAUCCUCAUAAGGAAUUACAGGCUCAUAAUGUGAGGAAUUGAGGACAAUUGAUAUGAACGGAAUUUGUUGAUUUCUUACUCAACCAUGAAAAUAGAUUAUUUAUAUCUUUAAGAAGAUGCAGAUAGCAGCUAGUCAUGAGGACAAUUUCAUUAUUCAGCAAACGAGGAAGUUUUAGUGUCAUAUGUCUUAUUACAUUCUUUAUGUUUGUUAUAUUCUUUUUGCAAACACAACAAAAGAUCAAUGUUAUUCAAUCAGAUGGCCAUGUGAUAAACUACAGAAGACAAGCGACAGAGCAGACACACCCAAAACCUCUUCCGGAAACAAUCACAUUUGUAUCAACAACUUCUUUACCGGUUAUUCAAACAGACAAGCAUGAGGUCAAGUUUAGAAGACCAAUAGCACGAAACAGAUCUCCACAAUCCCCACUGCCAACUUCAAUCAUGUGUUUAGUUCUCACAACAAGUAAUACUUUACUUUCUAAAGCUAAAGCUGUAAAUGAUACAUGGGGAAGACGUUGUAACAAGACUAUUUUUUUCACAAACAGACCGAGUACAAUACAGAAUGUCGUUUACUUGGAUUUAGCUAAAGAUGGCCGAAAACAUCUUACAGAUAAAGUUGUUCGGAUAUUUGAAUAUGUACAUAAACAAUUUACAGAAUAUGAUUGGUUUUUGAAAGCCGAUGAUGACACAUACGUUAUUUUGGAAAACUUGAGACAUUUUUUAUCAUUUUUUAAAAGUAAAGAACCAGUUUAUUUGGGUCAAAACUAUAAAUUGUACACUAAACAAGGAUAUAAUAGUGGUGGUGCAGGGUAUAUUUUAAGUAAGGAAGCUUUAAACAAACUUAUGUUUGGGAUUAAAUAUAAAAAUUGUCCGAAGGAUGGCAAAGAUGAAGAUGUGGAUAUUGGUAAGUGUUUGGAUAGACAAGGUGUCCCAGUAUAUGAUACAACAGACAAAUUCAAUCGAGAAACAUUCCAUGGUGGAACUAUUGAAGACCAUAUGGUAGGACCAUUAUCCGAUUUACUAAAAAAGUAUCCUAGUACACCGGCCAAAACGGGUAAAGACUGCUGCAGUACCAAUACAAUAACCUUCCAUUAUGUUUCACCGAAGAUGAUGUAUAUAUUGGAUAUCUUUCUAUACCAUUUGACAGUGUACGGACGCAACUAUAGCAGCAGCCAAAAUGCUUUUGCUUUAGACCAAUACCGUGAAAUGUCAUGAAUGGAUUAAGAUAGGGAAUCAAAUGAAAAGAACAGGAUGAGUUAUUGUAAGGACACAGCUAGGACUCCAAGUGCAACUGUUAAAGGGGAAUGUGUUUUCGGCACUUACGUUUGGUAAAACGACUGCAUUGCGUUUUAGUCUGUGAUAAAUAACUUUAGUUUAUAUACUUUCUAUUUAUCCGAAAUCAAAAAAAGAUACAAUAUUCAACAUUUAUUUAAUUACAAACGAUAAACUAAUUAAAGAAACGCAAAGACGACAUAUGAUGAAGUUAUUCGUGUUUCAAUAAAUACUGCUAUACAAUUAAUGAUCAAUGAAUUAAAACAGCUUCGAAAGCAAACGAACGAAUUCUUCGGAAUAAAGUGUAAUUUAAUGUACAUAGUUUGGGUAAAGCAUUAAUUUGUAUUUCGAAAUCAAAUCAUACCUGUAAAGAAAUAAAUAUUUUUAUCUUUG